Labeo rohita (rohu) is the source of this 1547-nucleotide messenger RNA. Its product is annotated as cation channel sperm-associated protein 2. The transcript has 9 exons. The coding region runs from base 1 to 1470 and encodes 489 amino acids. Gene Ontology annotation, cellular component: CatSper complex; membrane. The record is from RefSeq and is a predicted model, not a curated record. Gene Ontology annotation, molecular function: calcium-activated cation channel activity. Lineage: Eukaryota; Metazoa; Chordata; Actinopteri; Cypriniformes; Cyprinidae. Gene Ontology annotation, biological process: transmembrane transport; fertilization; monoatomic ion transport.
AUGAGCAGUGUCAGUAAAGGUCUGGAAAAUACCUGUGAGUCAAAGCAACAUGAGGACAACAUUUCCGUCGAGGAAAACCUUUCUCCCAGAGCGCAGAUUAUUCGAAGAAAAUUCAUCAACAUGUUGGAUUCCUGCGAUCUUCUCCCAGAGCGAGAGGAGCACAAACACAGACCACAGCACACCGUCAAAGAUGUGACUGAUCAGGAGAGAUACACCAGUCUGGAGAAUGAAUAUGAUCACUUGGUGAGGUUUGACGUCCGUCGCCAGAAAAAGGACAACAUUACCCUGGAGCAGCGUAGACUGAACCGCAUACUGAACCGCCAUUCCAGAUACCCUCCUCUGAAUAUGUUCGCACACUGGAUCUUAGAGAGUAGUCUGUUUAAAAAUCUCAUGCUUGUCCUUGUCAUUUUGAACGUUAUUAUACUAGCAGUAGAAGCAGAGUUUCAUGACUAUAAGGAUCCAAACGUGGACAACCUCUUUGAGGUUCUGCAACUACUGAACUGGACCAUCCUGGAAAUUUACAUUUUGGAAAUCAUCCUGAAGUGGCUGGACGAUUUCUGGCUGUUUUGGAGAAGUCCGUGGAACGUCUUUGAUUUUGCUGUGACUCUGAUGCCUAUGCUUCCAGCGAUUCUCCCCGAAACCUUCAAAGGAGCGCUCAUACCACAGAAAUUUUUAAAACUUCUCACCCAGUUUCGCAUCCUCCGAUGUUUGAAGAUCGUCUCCAGAUUCCAUAACAUGCGUCUUAUGUUGCAGAUAAUCUACAAAGCAUGUCGGACCGUGAAAAUGAUAUUUCCAGUGUUGUUAAUGAGCUUUUUAGUUUUUGCUGUGUUUGGAGUACUUCUGUUCAGAAAAUACACCAAUUCCAACGUUGAAGGUCUGCUCUACAAGGAUGAUUUCAAAGAUAUAUCCAGUGCAUUCAUCACACUCUUCAGUAUUUUCACCUUUGAGCACUGGCUUGAUUUACUAAAAGACAUUAAGAAAGUUCCAGAGCUAAACCAUCUGCUGUGUGGAUCGUUCAUUAUGGUGUGGCUUGUGUUUGCAGCCUUGAUGUCCUGUGUUUUUAUCACCCUUCUAAUUGAUGACUUUCAGCAGAUUCGUAACAAUCUCUCCAAAGAGGUGGAGCAAUUGAAAAUCCUGCGCAGAGCAGAGAUUUUUAAAGCAAGUAAUAUGGGCGCGAUGAAUCAAACAAACCAACUGAAUGACCACAAACCUGUCCAAGAUGAGGAAAAACACGAAAGCCUAAAUAUUAGUUUGGACCGCCAUACCUCAAAACAUGAGCGAGAGUGGAACAUGGGUCUGGAAGCGUUUAUUCAGGCAGCUGAGCUCGAUGAUGACUGUAAAAUAGAAUGCUGGCGUGAGGACAAUCUAUACAGGUAUUUCGAGCUGAUGGAAAAGCUCCUGCACAACCUUGAGGAGAUGGAACGGCUCCAGAAUAUAUUAGGUAGGUAUGAAUCCAAAGUGUUUUCAUGAUCAGCGACUGCAACAUUAUUAGUGUUUUCAUACAAUCAUACAAUGCUGUAGUGCAAAGUAUUUAACCCUAUUUUAUU